Oncorhynchus masou masou (cherry salmon) is the source of this 4891-nucleotide messenger RNA. RefSeq names its product phosphoinositide-3-kinase, regulatory subunit 4 (gene pik3r4). The record is from RefSeq and is a predicted model, not a curated record. The coding region runs from base 558 to 4589 and encodes 1343 amino acids. Gene Ontology annotation, molecular function: protein binding; protein serine/threonine kinase activity; ATP binding. Gene Ontology annotation, biological process: autophagy of peroxisome; late endosome to vacuole transport; protein targeting to vacuole. Gene Ontology annotation, cellular component: late endosome; phosphatidylinositol 3-kinase complex, class III, type I; phosphatidylinositol 3-kinase complex, class III, type II. The transcript is spliced from 20 exons. NCBI's taxonomy places the organism in Eukaryota, Metazoa, Chordata, Actinopteri, Salmoniformes, Salmonidae.
UCUCCUCGUCACUUUUUCUCGUUCAUUGACAUUAGGCAACUUCUCAGACGAAAGCAUCAAACAAAACACAUGUAACGUUAGGCUUCUCACAUAUUGCUUUCGCAUCUAGUUUGUGUUUUGAAAGUGAAAUCUAGAACCGGAAGUGACGAUUAUUUGCGUGUCUAUGCACCCUGCGGAGGGAUAUUAUAUAUAUAUUUUUUUUUAUCUUAUUGGAUUUUACAGGAAAUGCUACUUUCCUACAACUGUCAGCUGAACCCACGGAAUAAGCUAAAUCUCGACGCUCAAUUUGUAUAUUUUUUUCAAAUUGAGUCGUCUUAGCAAAAUGCAUGGGGAUGACAUAUUAGAACCGAUGAAGUUAGCUAGAUGCUAACCAGAUACGAAGCCAAACAGCACUACACCGCAUCUCAACCAUCUGGUAAACAAUACCCUGCACUGUAAUUUCAUCAACGUCACGUGAAUUCUGUGUUCCAUUUCUAUUUGUACCGUCCUUACAUGAUGAAGCAAUGCAUUUGAUCCCAUUUUCAUGGCAGAGACCCUGGUCAGAGUGAAGCAAAACCAUGGGGAAUCAACUGGCAGGGAUCGCUCCUGCCCAGAUCCUAUCUGUCGACAGCUACUUCUCUGACAUCCAUGAUCACGAGUACGACAAGAGCCUGGGCAGCACGCGCUUCUUUAAGGUGGCCCGCGCCAAGCACAGGGAAGGCCUGGUGGUGGUGAAGGUGUUUGCCAUCCAGGACCCAUCUCUACCUCUCACCAGCUACAAGCAGGAGCUGGAGGAGCUAAAGAUCAGACUGCACUCGUGCCAGAACUGCCUGCCCUUCCAGAAGGCCUCCCUCACUGAGAAAGCAGCCAUCCUCUUCCGCCAAUAUGUCCGGGACAACUUGUAUGAUCGCAUCAGCACGCGACCCUUCCUCAACAAUGUGGAGAAGCGCUGGCUAGCCUUCCAGAUCCUCACCGCCGUAGACCAGGCGCACAAAUCGGGCGUGCGCCACGGUGACAUUAAGACAGAAAACGUGAUGGUGACCAGCUGGAACUGGGUGCUGCUCACAGACUUUGCCAGCUUCAAGCCCACCUAUCUGCCUGAGGACAACCCAGCUGACUUUAAUUACUUCUUUGACACGUCUCGACGGAGGACAUGUUACAUCGCCCCCGAGAGGUUUGUGGAUGGGAGUAUGUUCACCACAGAGAGCGACCAGAACACCCCUCUGGUGGACCUCACCAGCAACAGCCAGAGGAGCAGGGGAGAGCUCAAACAGGCAAUGGAUAUCUUCUCAGCAGGUUGUGUGAUCGCAGAACUCUUCACAGAGGGAGUACCACUGUUUGAUCUCUCCCAACUUCUGGCGUAUCGCAAAGGACACUUCCAGACAGAGCAUGUUCUCAUGAAAAUAGAAGACCAUUACAUCAGAGAACUAGUGGCCCAGAUGGUGCAGCGGGAGCCGGAGAAGCGUCUGACUGCGGAGGAGUACCUGAAGCAGCAGAGAGGUAACGCCUUCCCAGACAUCUUCUAUACCUUUCUGCAGCCCUACAUGGCCCAGUUUGCCAAGGAGACCUUCCAGUCGGCAGACGAACGUGUGCUGGUCAUCCGCAAGGACCUGGAUAACAUCCUCCAUAACCUCCGCGGGGGAGGGUCAGGUGGGUCGACGGAGAAGCCUGAGAAGGGGGACCAGGAGUCGAGUGUGGUGUCGACCAAGGAGGAGCAGGGUCUGGUGGUGCUGGUGUCUGUCAUCACCUCCUGCCUCCAGACACUGCGUUCGUGCGACUCCAAGCUGGCGGCUCUGGAGCUGGUGCUGCACCUGGCGGGCCGCCUCAGGGUGGAGACGCUGCUGGACCGCAUCACGCCAUACCUGCUGCACUUCUGCAGCGACCUGGCGCCACGGGUUAGGGCUCAGGCCGUGCGCACCCUAGCCAAGGUGCUGGCGCUGGUGAAGGAGGUUCCCCGUAACGAUGUCAACAUCUACCCAGAGUACAUCCUGCCAGGCAUCGCCCACCUGGCGCAGGACGACGCCACCAUCGUCAGGCUGGCAUACGCAGAGAACAUAGCCCACCUGGCUGAGACAGCUUUGCGUUUUUUAGAGCUCGUUCAGGAGAAUAACCUGAAUAUGGAGCACGACUUGAAUGGGGAGGACACAGAGGAGACCCUCCACCCCAACGAGAACUACGACUCUGAGCUGCAGGCGCUUCAUGAGAUGGUGCAGCAGAAGGUGGUUACGUUACUGAGCGACUCGGAGAACAUUGUCAAGCAGUCUCUGAUGGAGAAUGGCAUCACGCGGCUCUGCGUCUUCUUCGGCCGGCAGAAGGCCAACGACGUGCUCCUGUCCCACAUGAUCACUUUCCUGAACGACAAGAAUGACUGGCACCUCCGGGGAGCCUUCUUCGACAGCAUCGUGGGUGUGGCGGCGUACGUGGGCUGGCAGAGCUCAUCCAUCCUGAAGCCCCUCCUGCAGCAGGGUCUGAGUGAUGCGGAGGAGUUUGUCAUCUACAAGGCCCUCAACUCUCUCACCUGCAUGUGCCAGCUGGGCCUGCUGCAGAAACCACACAUCUACGAGUUUGUCAGUGACAUCGCCCUAUUCCUGUGCCACCCCAACCUGUGGAUCCGCUACGGGGCGGUGGGCUUCAUCACCGUGGUGGCCCAGCAUCUCAACAUAGCAGACGUCUACUGCAAACUGAUGCCUCACCUCAACCCCUUCAUCACCCAGCCCAUCAUACAGAUUGAUAAAGAGAUAGUACUUCUGAGUGUGCUGAAGGAGCCAGUGAGCCGCUCCAUCUUCGACUACUCCCUGCGCUCCAAAGACAUCGCCAGCCUCUUCCGCCACCUGCUGCUGCGGCAGAAGAAGCGCAGCGGCUCACUCCCAGAAUGCCCCAUUCCGGAGGACCCCGCCAUUGCCCAGCUGCUUAAGAAACUGCUCUCUCAGGGGAUGACGGAGGCUGAAGAGGACAAGCUGCUAGCACUGAAGGACUUCAUGCUCAAGUCCAACAAGGCCAAGGCCAACAUGGGAGACCAGAGCCACCUGGGGGAGGCAGUCCAGAGCGGGGUCAUUGACCUGGCCACGCUGGGCAUCAUGGGACGCCAGGUGGACCUGGUCAAACCUAAACAGGAGGCCGAGGACAAGAGAGCCCGGAAACACACCAAACAGGACUCCAACAUGAAUGAAGAGUGGAAGAGCAUGUUUGGCUCUCAGGAGUCAGCGGCUACGGCACCACAGCUCCCCACGGUGUCUGAAGGGGCGGGGACUCAGACCAGGAAGACCACAGCCUCCCUUGGUGUCCCUGUGGGGCAGUCUGCAGGCGCAGUCUCAACCUAUCAGCGUCGUCUCAACACGUGCAAGGCGGAGCUUCAACAUUUGGUGCAGCAGAAGAGGGAGCAGUGCAGCGCAGAGCGCAUGGCCAAGCAGAUGAUGGAGAGCGCUGAAUGGGAGAGUCGUCCGCCUCCGCCAGGGUGGCACCCUAAGGGUCUUCUAGUGGCCCACCUCCAUGAGCACAAGUCUGCUGUCAACCGUAUCCGUGUGUCAGACGAGCACUCCAUCUUCGCCACGGCCUCCAACGACGGCACCGUCAAGGUCUGGGACAGCCAGAAGAUGGAGGGCAAAACCACUACCACCAGGUCAGUGCUGACGUACUCCCGCAUCGGGGGCCACGUGAAGACGUUGACCUUCUGUCAGGGCUCACACUACCUGGCUGCUGCCUCAGACAACGGUUCCAUCCAGCUCCUGGCCAUCGAGGCCAACAAGCCCCCCAAAUCACCCAAAGUUAACCCCUUUCAGACCAGGUUCCUGGACCAGAAGGAUGACGGCUGCGUGGUGGACGUCCACCAUUUUAAUUCUGGAGCCCAGUCUGUGCUGGCCUACGCCACGGUGAACGGCUCCCUGGUGGGCUGGGACCUGCGCUCCAACUCCAACGCCUGGACCCUCCGCCACGACCUGCGCCUGGGCCUCAUCACCUCCUUCACCGUGGACAUGCACCAGUGCUGGCUCUGCCUGGGUACAAGCAACGGCACUAUGGCAUGCUGGGACAUGCGGUUCCAGCUCCCCAUCUCAAACCACUCCCACCCUACCCGAGCACGAAUCAGACGGCUGCUCAUGCACCCGCUCUACCAAUCCUCCGUCAUUGCUGCGGUCCAGGGCAACAAUGAGGUAUCCAUGUGGGACAUGGAGACGGGGGACAGGAAGUUCACGCUGUGGGCCAGCUCUGCUCCCCCUCUCUCAGAGAUGCAGCCGUCCCCCCACAGUGUCCAUGGGAUCUACUGCAGCCCUGCAGACGGGAACCCCCUCCUCCUCACAGCCGGCUCCGACAUGAGAAUCAGGUUCUGGGACUUGGCUUACCCAGAGAGAUCCUACAUUGUGGCAGGUGGAGCCAAUGAACCGCUGCACUGUCCCUCAGUCCUCUACAGCCGCAAGAUCAUCGAGGGCACCGAGGUUGUACAGGAGAUCCACAGCAAACAGAAGAGUGGAGCCACAGAAGACGCACCCCGCAGGGGCCCAGAGUCCCUCCCCGUGGGCCACCAUGACAUCAUCACUGACAUCGCCACUUUCCAGACCACACAGGGCUUCAUCGUCACUUCAUCCAGAGACGGCAUCGUCAAAGUCUGGAAAUAAACUGCCCCUUUCAGGCCCUCACACUCUCGCUGACACACACUCACACAUCCAACCAACCACACACACUAGUCCUCAACAUCUUCACCCCAGAGUUUUGAUCUAUGUUGUAGACUUUUGUACAUAGUAUAUUUUAAAGCUAAUUAAUAUAAGAGAAGCUUCUGGAAAUCCUGUCGCAAAAUACAAGUAGAUGUUAACCCUUUGUUUGUAAUGACAUUCACUGAAGUCACAAUUAUGCAAUGCCUGAUAUCUGUUUAUGUUAAACUGCUCAAGAAGUGUCAAUAAAGUUUGGUAUGAUGAAUGAA